Messenger RNA from Exophiala bonariae, 345 nucleotides. RefSeq lists its product as uncharacterized. The record is from RefSeq and is a predicted model, not a curated record. The transcript has 2 exons. The coding region runs from base 1 to 345 and encodes 114 amino acids. NCBI's taxonomy places the organism in Eukaryota, Fungi, Ascomycota, Eurotiomycetes, Chaetothyriales, Herpotrichiellaceae.
AUGUCUUUCCUCUCAAGAACAACACCAAUCCUCCGCACAGCGGUCCGAUCAUCCACCACCUAUUCAGCACCCAGAUUCUUCUCUGUCGCAACCGUACACCAAAAGUCGGCGACAGAGACAGUCAAGGACGGCUUAAAGGCUGUAGACCGCACCAUCUCCGAUGCUGCCGUAGCUGGUAUUGACAAAGGAGUCGAAGUCAAGGAAGCAGUAGCAGGCACCGCCAGCAAAGAGACCGGCAAGGCUCAAGGCACAGCACAAGAAGUCGCCGGCGAAGCAAAGGGCAAAGCUGCCGAGCUAAAGGGCCAGGCUAAAGGAAAGGUCGAGGAGAUCAAGGGCAAGAUCUAG